UUUAGUUCUGUGAAAUUCCGUUAGAGAAAUAUAUUCUGUAGUUAUUAUAGGUUAUAAACAAUUUUUGAUUUAAAAGAAGUUUAAAUAUUAAAAUGAGUAAGGAUAUAGCUAAUAAGGCAUGGAAUAUGAUGCGAGCCCUCCCAAGGGUUAAUUUGGCUAAUAUUAGGGACAAUCCAGGUACUCGUUUGGGAAAGAAACGGGGUAGAGCACAGCAUGGUGGUGAUAAACAUGGUGAUGGUAAUAAGGGCUCAGGGCAAAGGCAAAACUUUUUGAGAAUUGGUUAUGAGACUGGUAAUAAUCCAUUCUAUUUAAGAUUUCCACAUGAACCUUAUUACAAGGGACACCACUUGAAAAGGCAAUAUCCACCAAUGUCAUUGAGUAAAUUACAAUUGCUCAUAGAUACAAACCGAUUAGAUAUUAGCAAACCAAUUGACUUGGUGAGCUUGUUAAAUACUGGAUUAUAUAAGCUCCAUCCAGAUCAGCGCCAGUUUGGUGUGAAUUUAACAGAUGAGGGUGCUGAUUUAUUUAAGGCAAAGAUAAAUAUUGAAGUGCAAUGGGCCAGUGAAUUGGUUAUAGCCGCAGUUGAGAGGGCAGGUGGUGUCAUAACCACAUCUUAUUAUGAUCAGCACAGUUUACAGACAAUGUUAAACACUAAGAAAUUUUUUGAAAGGGGAACCCCAAUACCAAAAAGGAUGAUUCCACCACCAGAUGCAAUUGAAUAUUAUUCAGAUCCCUCAAACAGAGGAUAUCUGGCUGAUCCAGAGAAAAUGUCACAAGAAAGAUUGGUAUUGGCUCAGAAAUAUGGCUAUGAAUUACCUCAAAUCGAAAAUGACAAGGAUUAUGGAAUGUUGAUUGAGAGAAAAGAUCCUAGACAAAUUUUCUAUGGACUUCAUCCAGGUUGGGUAGUCAAUUUAAGGGAAAAGGUUAUUCUCAAACCACAGGAGGAAGAAUUAUUGCAGUACUAUAAUUCGUAGAUGAUUGGAAAUUUGUUUAGUUUUA
Molecule: messenger RNA, 999 nt
Organism: Nicrophorus vespilloides
Lineage: Eukaryota; Metazoa; Arthropoda; Insecta; Coleoptera; Silphidae
Gene: mRpL15
Product: 39S ribosomal protein L15, mitochondrial
Exons: 3
Coding region: 93-974 (293 amino acids)
Biological process (GO): translation
Cellular component (GO): mitochondrial large ribosomal subunit
Molecular function (GO): structural constituent of ribosome
Source: RefSeq, a predicted model, not a curated record